AAAAAAAAAGAAGAAGAAGACGUGACGUCAAUUUUUAUCUCACUUUCUAGUCUAGUAAAUAAAAACGUUAUUUGGAAUUUGCGUGAAACUUUGUGUCUACGUAUAGAACGGGUCAAAUUUAUUCUUCUUUUUCAGACAGAAAUCAAAGAUGAGUAAGCUGUGCAGACAGGUGUCAAUCGAGUCCCCGGGGCCGACUCUGAAAGAAGGCUGCGUAUUCAGCUUCGACGUACCAGUGCCGGAGGUGCCCCCUUGCGGCGCGCGUAUCCGUGUGGUAUACGCAGGCGCGUGUUACCGCGCGCACCGCACCCGCUCCGCCUCCAUCUGCAGCCAAUCGUCCGUCUCAUCCGUCGGCAGCCUAUCCGGCGAGAUGGAGAGCUUCGCCAUCCAUUCCGCCACGCCUUCACAUAUAGGUCUUCGUGACGGUGCCUUAUUCCCAGGCUACGAAGUUGCCGGCGUGGUCGACGCGAUUGGAAAAGCCGCCGAAUGUCCCCCCAGCAUCAAGGAAGGGACCAGGAUCGUUUUGUAUCCAUACGAAGGUGUGCCACACGGCUACGCGGAUUACAUUGUUGUCCCUGACUUCAAGUGCUUGGUGCCGGUGCCGGAGUCGCUUCCGUUGAGCGUGGCGGCUAUGUUGCCGACAGGGGCGCUGCUAGCGAUGAACACUGUGUUCACGGCGCGGGAGUGCUUGAACGCCGUGCUCGAAGGGCCGCAGAGCAAGGAAAAGGCGACGGUGCUGAUAGUGGGCACGGGCGGGCUGGCGCUAUGGGCUCUACGGAUUGCCACUCAUUAUUAUGAACGUGGACCCCACCACAAUAAGAUAUCCAUUACCGUCGCCACGCUCAAGGAUGAGGGGUUCAUCCUUGCCUCGCAGACUGACCAGAUUAAGGUGGUGCAGUGGAGCGAGGAUCUGUACGAGAAGCAGUUGAUCGAGCGCACGACUGACGCGUGCGGCGGACCCGUGCACGUGGUCAUCAACUUCGGCACCACCUCGCGCUCGCUGCAUCGCUCACUGCAGUGUCUCGCGCAGGGUGGCGUGGUGCUGGUGACAGAGGACGUGGGAGAGAAGCUGCUGCCCAAGUUUGCUAAGAAGGCUGAGGAGAUGGGCGUGCACAUUAUGGUGGUGCCCAACGGGUCCAUCGACCAACUGCGGGACCUCGUCACCUUGGUCGCCAACGGAGAGAUUAAACCGCCUCCACACUCGGUGUUUCCUGCUGAAGAGGCGCAGGAGGUAGUGCGAAAACUGUGCAAUUCCGAGAUACAAGGGCGCGCUAUCUUGAAGUUCCACAACAUUGACUAAAUACACUCAAUAUGUGGUACCGGCGAGAAGGUACGAUUAUAACCACAUCACUGAGGUAUGAUUAUAUCUAAUAAAAAAUGGGAUCUAACAUUGGCACGCCUGUUUGUGUGUACGCUUGAAAAAUAAAGAUACGCCAUCCGAAAUGCACACGAUACAGACAUUGUAUCAGUAUUUAUUAAUGUACUAAAACACAUUAUGAAAUCGGGUUACUUUUGUCAGUUUCGUGGCGAGCACAAUUCAUUUCCGUCUUUUCAUACAUUUGAUUAUAAAAGUUUUAUAUAGGCCAUGUAUCUUAAUUAAAAUUAAUUGUUUAAUUAAUUAUAUUUAAAUUCAAAAUUUAAAGGGUGGCUUGUUAUAAUUGUUGUAGCAACGUUUUAAAUGCUUAAACGUCAAAAAGAUUAAAACACAGCCCUUAUUACAAUUGGGAGACUAUUAUGGUGUAAAAAUUAAUAUGUAUGUAUUGCAUAUGGAUCUGCCAUUAUAUCGUGUUCAUAUGUUUGUGUUUGCUAGGCGUGCGACCGGACCAUAUAAACUUUGGAUAGAAAUAAUGAUGUUAUUCUAUUUAGUUUCUGAUGGCGACAUGUGAGUUACACGACAGUGUUUUGUGCUUGAUGUUUAUGAUUUUGUUAUAACAAAAUAAUUGGAACCGUAACAUAUUUUAAAAGGGUGCCAGAGUCGAUAAAGGAUGUAUUUAAACAAAAUGAACACUAUUUUGUCGAUGAAAAAUGGGUACGCAAUUGCUUAGAGGGUUUUAAAAAAAAUGUAUUUAUAUUUUUAAUUUUUUCUCAAUAAUUAAAUUGAUCAAGUUUACCUAAUAAUAAUAUUAAAUUAUUAUGUAAUAAGGGUGUUGAUAAGAGUAGGUUUGAUACAGGUUCGUACUGAAAGUUAAUUGCAAUGCAUCACAAAAUAUAAUCAUAAUAUUAUUAUAAUAAAUUAAUGACAUAAGUUU
This is a messenger RNA of Chilo suppressalis (striped riceborer), 2246 nucleotides long. NCBI's taxonomy places the organism in Eukaryota, Metazoa, Arthropoda, Insecta, Lepidoptera, Crambidae. The record is from the annotation of a GenBank genome assembly.